CACUGCCUCGUCAUGGCGGCGCAGACCCGGGCUCUGGUGUCGGGUCAGUGGCUGGCCGAUGCUGUCAGAAACAGCCUCGUCGGGCCGAAGCUUCGCGUUCUUGACGCGUCGUGGUACCUACCGAAAACCAAGCGGGACGCGAAGGCUGAGUUUGCGCAUAAGCAUAUACCCGGCGCCUCGUUCUUUGACAUAGACGAGUGCUCCGACAAAACCUCUGCGCUGGAUCACAUGCUACCGGGUCCCGGCCACUUCUCGCAGUAUGUGGGAGAUCUGGGCAUCGGGAACGACACGCACGUAGUCGUGUACGACACCAGCGACUUCGGCUCGUACAGCGCGCCCCGGGUGUGGUGGAUGUUCCGCCUGUUCGGACACAGUCUGGUGUCGGUGCUGGACGGCGGCAUGAAGAACUGGCUUGCCGACGGCCAUCCGGUGACUUCCGAGCACUCCCCUCCGGAGAGGAGAGAGUUCAGGGCGACCGCCGAUCAGUCGUGCGUGAAGAGCUACGAGGAGGUGCUGGAGAACGUCAGGACCGGGCAGGUGCAGACUGUGGAUGCCCGGUCAGCAGGACGGUUCAGGGGCACUGAGCCGGAGCCCAGAGAUGACACGCUGCCGGGACAUUUCCCCGGGGCCAUCAACAUGCCGUUCACUUCUUUCAUGGACGCCUCUGGAAAGGAGCUGGGAAACGAGGACCUGUCCAGGCUGUUCAGAGAGGCCGGGGUGGACCUGGAGCAACCGCUGUGGGCCACCUGUGGCUCUGGCGUCACGGCGUGCCAUGUUGUUCUGGCUGCCCACCUGCUGGGGCACCCUGGGGUGUGUGUUUAUGACGGCUCCUGGUCUGAGUGGUUUAAAAGGGCAUCUCCAGAUCUUGUCAUCUCAGAGGGAGAAGGAAAGAAGGUGUGAGUGAAAGAGGAGAGGCGGUGAAGUACUGCAAGCAGGGAUGUGAUGAUACUUUUACAAGGGGAAGCAGUGUGUUUGUUGCCAACAAAGGUGAUAGAUCAAGACCAUAAAACUCAUAGUCUCUACUAAUACUGAGGAGAUAGUACAUGCUGUGAGAGAGCUGAGCUUGUUAAGAAGCUUCAUUACUUACUUAACAGUUGCAAGUUUCACCAUAAACAUUUCAUUAAAAUCUUUGAACUAUGCAAAUUAUCAAACUUUCCAUUACAGGAAAUCUCCGUAUUCUAGAAAAGUUUACACUAUACUGACAUAACAUGACAGUUUUGUUCGUUCGUUGAUAUUGCUGUUAUGGGACUCUCUUCCAAGAAGGUUCAGCAGAAUUAGGACGUUUGAUUCCUAGAAGAAGUGCACUUUCUUGAUGGGAGGUCAUGUGGUUUACAAAUGUUACAGUAAAUGGACACUUGAGGUCCUUGUUUUCUUAUGCUACAUAUGGACAGGGUGUCACUUUCCUUUUCAAAUAUGUCUAGCUCAUGCUACAGGGGAAAAACUCCUUUACUCAGUAACCAGAAAUGUAAAUAUUUUUGGCUUUGUGGAGGGCCAUGGGAGACAAAAGGGCAAGAUACUCUUGACGAAAGCAAUAUUGGUUGACCACGUCUCCCUCACAAUGCAUGGGAUAUUUUUCUAUUCUAUUUUCACUUCAUAACAUCUUUAGUCUUUGCAAAUUUACCUGUUGAAGAAGAAAAUGUAAGUUAAUAGUGGAAAAGUGAAGCAGACAGUAGGACUGCAAAAAGACUGCAGCUUUUGCUAAGAUGCAACACAUUAAAAAAAAAAAAAAAAAAUUGGGAUGCUGACGCAGAGGAAAUCAAAACCAGUUCAGUCCGGUUCCUGUGCUUGAUUUGAGGUGUCUGGCAAGAUGCCCGAUUUUCAAAACAAAGUUUGUGCUGUACGAUGUUCAGCAUUCAGCUCAAAUGGGACCGGAAAUGUGCACUAAUGUAAAAAAAAAAAAAAAAAAAGAAUUUAGAAAUUGCUGAGCAAGAGAGCCAUUUUGAGAGUUGUUUAGAAAACUGUAGUGAAAGCUGUGCUCUUAUUCCAAACUGCAACACCAUCUUUUGUUUGAAGAAAUUUGGCACAGCUUUGAAUUUUCGAUGGAGCGAUUAAUGAGUUAUCUUAACUAUUGUUUAUGAUUUUAGCUGUUACUGUGUUCCAUGGAGUUAAAAGGAAAAUGUAGAGACCAGCACAAACGAGCAUUACCACUGGGCAAAAGAGAACGAAUAAGUCAUUUUGAACAAUUCUUCUGAAGUUGUGGACUAAUAUGUCUGCAGGGUAAUGUAUUGCUCAAAAUAAAUUAAUCUCCUGCUCUGUGACAGACAGCAGCUUUAUUGGUGUCUGUUUAGCUUCUGACACUCACCAGUGUCAGAAGCUUAGCUGAGGCUCAAGGCAUCUGCACAUUGCCAUUAUGCUAUAAUAGAAACUACCAGUAACCACAAUGUUAACACUGUUAAUGCAUUCAGUAGUCUGAAGAGCAAAGUGGUCUGUUCUAUACAUUUACGAACAGAGCAGAUUUUGCAAUGAAAACAUACCAAAUGCUGGAGGUGCUACAGAUUGAAGAUAGUCUGCAGAUGUAAAGCAAAUGUUUGGUGUUUGGCAAAGGUUCAUGUGUUUGGGCAGAUGAUAAUCUUUCAACAUUGUACUUUUCCUGAAGAUCACACCAUUGUAGCAUUAUUACACACCAUUGUAUCUUUGUGAAAGUAUUAUCAAU
Chelmon rostratus (copperband butterflyfish) is the source of this 2653-nucleotide messenger RNA. Its product is annotated as 3-mercaptopyruvate sulfurtransferase-like. Gene Ontology annotation, cellular component: mitochondrion. Gene Ontology annotation, molecular function: thiosulfate-cyanide sulfurtransferase activity. The coding region runs from base 13 to 900 and encodes 295 amino acids. Gene Ontology annotation, biological process: transsulfuration. The transcript has 2 exons. The record is from RefSeq and is a predicted model, not a curated record. Lineage: Eukaryota; Metazoa; Chordata; Actinopteri; Chaetodontiformes; Chaetodontidae.